UUCGAUGAAACAUAUCUACCUGUUUGAAAUGAUGAGAGAAUGGAAGGGAGGGCACCUUGCCAAUGGUAAAAAAUUCGACGUCAGGCUCUCGUUCCGGACGAAAAAACCGCCAGAAGCUGUUUGAAUCCGGAGAUGAGCAGCGAUGCCCGCGGCACAAGCAAGUGUGCGGAAUUGCAGUGGCCGCCACAGCGUUUAUGUGGUGUGUCUUGCUCCUCUCCACUUGGCGAGUACUGGAAAAGGAUGGGCCAAAGAUGCCAGAUCCGAACAUGCAACCGGUCAUCAAAAGCCUGCAAAGCAGGAUCAUGACCUUGGAGAAAGAGCUCGCGCAAGCCAAUGAGGCCCUGGUCCAAAAGGAUCAAAUUCUGGCCGAGCUGCGAAACGUGCCAAAGGACUCAAAGCAGGUUGUGCAAACACAACAACCUGAAUUCGUGCAAAAGACUAAAGCGCUCCAACUGCGCGGUUCUAGUGGGACUACUGAGCCUGAAACCACCGCCCAACAUGGAACGUGCGAUUUCCAAGAGAAUGCGGAUUACACCAUCAUGGGAGGCCGAGGGAAAGAGGAGCUGGCCAAGUCCAAUUCAAACAGGGGAGAGUGCUGCCAGCUAUGCCAGCAACGGAACCGAGCAGCGCUCGGAUCCUGCACCGUUGCAGUCCUUAGCUCCGCUUCUGACGCUCCUCCUAUGGCGUGCUGGAUCAAGGCCACUCCACAAAUGGGAGUACGCAUCAUUGGCAUCCUCAAGCCACAUAGAAAGGAUGGAGUGGUGGCCUGUUUUCCUCCAGGGCAUAGCGACAUUCCCUCGCUUCCGCCCACUCUGCCACCAGACACCGCCAUACUUGAUCAUGAGAAAGGUAUAGCAUCGUUGCUCCCUGGUAUUGGCCCAGCGGCGCGGACGAAUGCCAUCCGUGAUUCGAUCCGACAUGCGUGGUCUCGCUACAAGCAGCUUGCUUGGGGAAUGGACGAGCUAUUGCCGAUUGCUGGAAGGGGCCGAAAUCGUGGCUUUUCUCUGGCAACAACUAUGGUAGACUCGUUAGACACGUUGUGGCUGGCGGGACUUCGAGAUGAGUUCGAUGAAGCCAAAGAUUGGCUUGCGUCGAACUUGCCACAGAAGAUCCAUGCCGUGAGCAAUGGUGUGUCGGUCUUUGAGACAAACAUCCGAGUGCUCGGAGGUCUCUUAUCUGCACAUGAUCUUUCAAAGGACAAAACCUUUUUGGAUCUGGCAGACAAGUUGGGACGAAGAAUCCUGUCGACCGUGAAUCCUCGAGGAAUCACACCCUACACGUUUGGAGGUGGACGUGGAGGGAGCGGAUGCCCAAGCCUGGCGGAAUCUGGAACUCUUCAGCUGGAAAUGAGAUACCUCUCCCAUGCAACUGGUGAUGACACGUUCGCCUCAAAGUCCAUGAAGUUCUAUGAGACUGUGCAAGGUGCAAGGUCCUUGGACGGACUGUGGCCAAAUUGCUUUGAGAAAGGGAAAGGGAAGAUAACUUUCGGUGCUGAUGGGGACUCCUUUUACGAGUACUUGGUGAAGGUGUGGUUGCAGGGUGGCAAGAGAGAGAAUGAAAGCUUCCUCAAAGGAAUGUACGACAAGGCAGUGAAAGGGCUGCAGAAGCAUUUGGUGAGGAAGGGUACUGAUGGCCUCAGCUACUUGGGAACUGUAACUUGGGAUGCGAAUUCUGGAUCGACAUCCUACAUUCCGGAAAUGGAGCACUUGAUGUGCUUUGUGCCUGGAUGGUUAGCACUUGGUGCACAGCACAGCGAAGACAGGGCGACCGUUAUGGAGCUCGCUGAUGCCAUUGCAUACACAUGCUGGCAAAUGUACGAGCAACAGCCAACAGGCAUUUCACCAGAGCGUGUGAAAGGAGAGGCGAUGGAUCUCAGCAAAACCAACACCCGAGAGUACAUUUUGCGUCCUGAGGCACUUGAAGGCUGGUGGUACAUGCUCGAGACCACGCAGGAUUCCAAGUUCCGAGAAUGGGGCUGGAGAACCUUCAUGGCCUUUGAGAAGUGGUUGUGGGUUCCAAAUGGGUACGCGUCUCUGAAAGAUGUGCGUGCAACGUCCAAGAAUUACUUGGACAGGAUGGAAAGCUUUUUCAUUGCAGAGACUCAGAAGUACCUUCUGCUACUGCAGGAUCCCGACCACACCAUGAAGUUGGACCGCUACGUCUUCAAUACAGAGGCUCAUCCACUGUCCAUUUUGCAGUCUGAAUCGUCCUAAACGUGCACGAAUCUGACAUCGGCUGUGCCGCGUAGCUGCGUAGCCACAGCAGAGCCGAGCAGACGAGCAUCGCUUC
Messenger RNA from Durusdinium trenchii, 2289 nucleotides. NCBI's taxonomy places the organism in Eukaryota, Dinophyceae, Suessiales, Symbiodiniaceae. The record is from the annotation of a GenBank genome assembly.